AUGACGGUGCGGCCCUCGCCGAGGAUGAAAGGCAGGGUACAAACUGAUGACAUUGGACUUGGGUCGCUGCUUGGAGGCAUGCCACCAGAGCGUGGCGCCGGAGAAGUCGUCGGUGACCCCCUCGUGGUCGUCGAUGGAGACCUGGAUGUUCUUGCUGUCCUUGCCGAGCUCGGCUUUGAGCCUGCGCGCGCGACGGGCACAUGCGUCGCUCAGGUAGGCCUCGACGGCAAGGAAGAGCUCGCUUCGCUUCCAGCGCUGGGCGCCGUUCUCCGAGAUGGUGAUGUUGAGCCUAAGCACGCAUCGCCGCUGCGGUCGCCAUCGGAGCAGGUCAGGAGGAGUUAUCGCCUUAUCGGAGCUGAGAAGAAGCAGGCGAGCAUCGACAUCGAUCGACCAGUCCACGGAAGUGGAAUUGCUUAA
Triticum turgidum subsp. durum (durum wheat) is the source of this 417-nucleotide messenger RNA. The record is from the annotation of a GenBank genome assembly. Lineage: Eukaryota; Viridiplantae; Streptophyta; Magnoliopsida; Poales; Poaceae.